Podarcis lilfordi (Lilford's wall lizard) is the source of this 920-nucleotide messenger RNA. Lineage: Eukaryota; Metazoa; Chordata; Lepidosauria; Squamata; Lacertidae. The record is from the annotation of a GenBank genome assembly.
AUGGUUAAUUUGGCUGUAACCGAUCUUGGAAUGGCCUUUAGCAUGUAUCCCCUGGCUAUCGCUUCUACCUGGAACCAUGCCUGGUUGGGGAGCCAUGCAACUUGCAUUUAUUAUGCCCUGGUGGGUUUCCUUUUUGGUGUUGCCAGCAUGAUGACCUUGUCUGUGACGGCUGUAAUCCGCUUUCCUGUAAGUCACUCAUCAAAGUCCAAUAGUGAGUAACAAAGCACAGAAGGGUGGCAAAGGUGAAACAGUUUCAAAGCUUUAGACUUCAUGUCAAGGCCAAUGGAAUAGUAUUUUAAAAACCUUUUCUGUGUGUUUAUAGAUCAGAUAUAUUCAGCAUUACUGCAGUAAACAAUCAGGACGGAUAUACAGUCUGGCCGUAAAUAUGUUUUGGGCUGUAAAUUGAAACAUAUAAUAUCAUGUAGGAGUUGGCACUGUGGUGCUGGUGUGAAAAACACUGUUCUUGUUUACAUUGGCUGUGUACAUCUGCUAUUAGCCAAAGAUAGUUAACCACAUCUGGUGACCGAUGGAAAUGUCCUAAGCUUCCCUGAGAAUACUUUAAGGCGGCCUAUAAAUGUUGUCAGGCAAUAUACAUGAAGGUAUCACACUAGGCAAGUGUUCUAAAGUAUGUCUAUAUAGCCAUAACUCAAAGAAUUAUUCUUGUACAUGAUGUCUCCACAGCCCAAGCAAAGGGUCAUGGCUUACAGAGCAUACAGAAGAUCCCAUGCUCAAUCCUUGCCAUCUCCAAAUAGAACCUGGGAAGCCUGAAAACCAGGAGAGCUGGACAACAGAGCUACAGGGAUAAUUGCCUGGCAGAUUUCUAUGUUAUUUAAAUAGUGUUGGUGUCUAUAGUCUACUUUCUUUUCUUUUCCUAGGUCAUACAAUCAACAGAAAAGUCAUCCAUGUUUCUAUUGCUUUAA